Molecule: messenger RNA, 3636 nt
Organism: Acanthoscelides obtectus
Lineage: Eukaryota; Metazoa; Arthropoda; Insecta; Coleoptera; Chrysomelidae
Source: the annotation of a GenBank genome assembly
AUGAACUGGAGAAGUGAAGAGUCAACCCAUUUCACGCAUUUUUUUAAUGUACUUUUUAUUCCAGGCGGAUGCUGUGGUUCAACGAAACGCGUAACAAUCGUCGGCGGUUGGGCGUGGGCCUGGUGGUUGGUCACCGAUGUCCAGAGGCUCUCCUUGGAGGUGAUGACACUAACGCCGCAAUGUGACAGCGUCGAAACGGCCCAGGGAGUGCCGUUGACCGUGAAUGGAGUGGCGCAGUGCAAGAUCAUGAAAGCUCACGAGUUGUUGCACACGGCCAGUGAGCAAUUUUUGGGGAAGAGCGUCAAGGAGAUCAAGGCUACGGUAUUGCAGACUUUGGAAGGACAUCUCAGGGCAAUAUUAGGCACUUUGACCGUGGAGGAAGUGUAUCGCGACCGCGACCAAUUUGCAGCUUUGGUUCGCGAAGUGGCAGCCCCGGACGUCGGUAGAAUGGGCAUCGAGAUUCUCUCUUUCACGAUCAAGGACGUAUUUGAUGACGUGCAGUAUUUAACAUCUCUCGGAAAAGCUCAGACGGCUAUGGUGAAGAGAGAUGCCGAUGCGGGCGUGGCGGAGGCCAAUAGAGACGCUGGGAUCAGGGAAGCCGAAUGUCAAAAGUCUGCGAUGGAUGUGAAAUACGCCACAGAUACGAAAAUCGAAGAUAACUCGAGGAUGUUCAAAUUACAGAAGGCUAACUUUGAUCAGGAAAUUAACACUGCCAAAGCACAAGCGCAGCUAGCUUAUGAAUUGCAAGCAGCAAAAAUCCGACAGAAGAUACGAAACGAAGAGAUACAGAUAGAAGUAGUCGAGAGGAAGAAGCAGAUAGAAAUCGAAGCGCAAGAAGUUAUGAGAAAAGAGCGAGAGUUGAACGCUAUGGUUAGGUUGCCCGCUGAAGCUGAAAGUUACAAAGUUGAAGUUCUCGCUGAGGGAAGAAGAACUCAAACGGUGAAAUCUGCCCAAGCAGAAGGUGAAAAAACCAAACUGUUGGGUACCGCAGAGGCUUCAGCGAUUUCCGGCAUCGGUAAAGCGGAAGCAGAACGGAUGAAGCAAAAAGCUGCCGUUUAUAAACAGUAUGGAGAUGCUGCCAUUAUGUCCCUUGUUCUUGAGGCCUUACCGAAGAUUGCCGCGGAGGUGUCCGCCCCGUUGGCGAAAACGGAAGAGAUCGUCCUGAUAGGCGGUUCCGACGGCUUGACGUCGGACGUCACCCGAUUGGUCGGACAAAUACCUCCCGCCGUGAAUGCCUUAACUGGAGUGGACCUCUCGAAGGUCCUGGGAAGAGUACCUGGUGCACAAACAGCUCCCAAACCCGCCUCUGUUAAAUAAUUUAUCCAUGAUAUAGACGCUAUCUUUAUAAUGGGAUAUCUCUUCUUAUUCGGUUUCUGUGAUAUGACAUACAAAAAGUGCCUCAGUCAAAAUGAGGUCGUAGCACAUUAUCACUUUUUAAAAGUCUAAAUGUUCACAUGUGUUCAAAUCAGCAGUUUUUAUGAUAUUCACAUUCUACAACACGCGUGACCUUGAUAUUUGAUGCAACGUGUAUUGAUAUUAGUAGUAAGACUCACAUUAUUUAUUUACAUUCGGAUGUGGAAUUUUCGAAUGUUUUACCUGUUUGCCAAUAUCUAACUUGAAAAAUCAUUUUGCACAUUAUAGGGUGUAUACUCUUGGUGUAUAACAUGUUAGGGUUCAGUUUUUAACAUUGAUUGCCACUUUACUGAGAACUCUCAAAAAGCAUUGUUCAGUAUGAGAUUUGUCGUAAAAGGCAGUUAAGUUUAAUGCUUGCUUUAACUAUCUAGCGGUUAUCUAGAAAGUAGAACCUAUUUUGCUUGACAACGAUGGUAAUUGACUGCUAAAACCGUUGAUGCAAUGUUGUCACAUUAAGAGUUACAGUUACAGGCAACUGAUUUAACUUCCAAGCUAGAGUUACUCACUUGAAACCGGGCACAAUUCUAUGUGCCUAAAAAUGAAUGUUAUGAAAUAAUUGUAAAGUCUGGUUUUAUUAUUUUAAGCUGUUCGAGGAGGUUCAUUUUUGCUAUUAGUCGGAUCUUUUUACGUGUGGUCUCAUAAAUACCUAAAAAUCUUAUUUAAAGAGUUUUUUCAUUCCUGCCAACACUUUCGAUUGAAUCCCCAAAAACAUGUUUUCUCAUUCUUUGUUGUCAAAUAAAGUUUUCCCACAAAAAUUGGUGUACCCAUUUUAUGCGUCCAUGUUUUAAAUACCCCCUUGAACAACUUGCAUCAAUAAAACCAGACUUUACAAUUAUUUCGGGGAAAUUUGCUAAUAUGAUUAGACUAUCAGGCACAAAACAUAUGGAAGUUCACCACCAGUCAAUUUUAAUGAAAAUUCGUAUAGUAAUAGCUCAUUCAUAUCCGAUGGGCUCAAAUCAUGCGUUAUAUGCAGGGUGUCCUAACGAAAAUGGAAAGCUGUUUAAUAGAAAAACUAUUAUAUGAUUAUAUUUCUAAAUUGUUUGGAGUGUUGAGCAUAUCCGUACCAAACAAACGUUUUUUUUUUUUUAGUGUGACAUAUUUUCUUACCUGAUAUCCGAUGAAACUCACAAAAACACAAUUGAUGGUGUUGAAUAUACGGGAUGUUCCGUCUAACAUUUUUAAAACGUUUUACGUUUUGCAGCAUUCUGAUAAAGUUAUCGUACUUCUUCCAUCUUCUUCGAAUAUCUUACUUAGCUUUUCCAUCAAACAUUUUCGUUGGGCCGCCCUGUAUAUAUUAUAAGUUUUCACGUGAUUUUCAUUAUAUCGUCAAGUUCUGAGUACAUUAACGAGUUUUCGUAAAAUGGUGCAGAAAGGCGAACCCACAGAGCCAAAGGCAUCAAACUUUAACACCCUGUAUCUCCAGUGAAAGUAUUUCUGGACUUUGCACCCAUUGAAACAACAAAAACUAUCACUAUAUGAAUUUUCUUUAAAAUUGACCGGUGCUAAAAUUUCAUGUUUUGUCACUCAACCAUUUCUAGGUCCAGUCAUAUCACAGAAACUUAUGUUACCCAUUGGAAAAUACUUAGCUUAAUAUUACCUUAAGGGUACCUUAUUUUUGUUACAAUUAUGUAUUCAUUUUUAAAAUGAAUUAUGAUGGAAGAUUAAUUAUGGAUUCGAGCAGUGAGCUGAAAAAAAAACAAAGCGCUUAUCUCUCAAUUAGCCGAGAGUCAUGUAUGUCAUGCACUUAAGAAAAACUAAGACAUGAUUUGACUACGUUUUGUUGCUGCAUUCAAAUAAAGUCAAACAAACAAAAAUGUGUUAUAUCCAUGGAUUUAUCCGCAAAAAUAUACAGAGUGUUCAAAAAAUAUGGAUAGAUCUUAGAUAGCAUUGGUGACCUUGGCUACCACCUGCAGUGUGAUUUGAAGGACAAGACAGUGUUCUUAAAUGAAACCCGUAUUUUUGACACCAGUACGUUAAAUUAUGUCUUUGCCUAUGACCUUGACCAUGAUCUCCAUAGGUAUUUGAGGGUGUCCAGACAGUGGGAAAAAUAUAAAAUAUCUCGAAAGAUACAUUUCAUAAACAGAAAUGUGUAAUAGAGUGAUAAGGUUUGGAAAGAUUAACUUGACCUUGACGACGGUCAAGACAAUUGUCCCCUUUUUUGACACCUGCAAUAAAAAGAGCAAGAAACUUUAUGUUCGAAUAUAAUCAUGACAAUCAAGGUCA